This is a messenger RNA of Seminavis robusta, 2506 nucleotides long. The record is from the annotation of a GenBank genome assembly. Lineage: Eukaryota; Bacillariophyta; Bacillariophyceae; Naviculales; Naviculaceae.
GCAAGAUUUCGUCGAUUCUUUGGGUCGUCGUUCACGAUGAUAUCUCUGUUGCUGCCAAUUGGAUAUAAGACGAUAAGAAAAAGCUCCAAACAACUUGAAAGGAACGAUAGGUACCUCCAUCCUGAUCAGAUCCCUUUUUACUUAUCUUACUCUACCUAGCUAAGUUAGCUAGAGUUAUCUUAGUCAAGAUGGUAUCUUCUGCUUCUUCAGUGUCUCAUGGUCCAUUGGGCCGACUUCAGGUGUUCCUGAUACCCUUGGCAUUGGUUCUGGCUUGUCUGGCAAUAAGUCCAUCCCUGGCGUUUACCACUUCUAGCCCCUUCAGUGUUUCACCAAGACAUCAGUCCAGACAAUUAUUUUCAGCUCCUUCGCCGUCUGAGGCUUCUUCUACUGGUACGACGGACGGCGUGGAAUUUACGCGCAUUCCCGAGGCUACCCCCAGCGACGAGUGGGAAUUGGACUGCUACUCGCGUCCCGUGGUGAUCAACGGCAAGAAACUGUGGGAAGUGCUGAUUACGGAUUCUACGGGUUCCUUUCGCUAUGUCAAGACAUUGCCCAGCAAUCAGGUCAACUCCAAACAGCUGCGAACCACCGUGGAAACCAUGGUGGAAGACUACGUCGAUCAGUACGAUCUAGAAGCGCCGUCCAUUAUAAGAUUCUUUCGAGGUGCCAUGUUCAACAUGAUCAACAUUGCACUCACGGAUCUAGAUGUUUCCAGUAGACCUUCUAGGUGUACGUUUGCGUUGGGACAGUGGCUAGAAGAACGACACAGGGAUACUUACCCCAAAAUGGAGGGCUACCGAGCUUCCAUGGUUGGCGCGGCCGGUCCUUCGUUUAUGGAUGUUCGAACUCCCGUCAAACUACCCGAUGCCCUCCGAGGAGAACAAUACGCAUUCGUAGGAUUGCCCUUGGCCGAAUUCUUGCCCGGUGGAGAUAUUUCACAAGACAAUAUUGGGGUGGGAAAACUAUGUCCCAUUGAUCCUACAUUGCCCGCCGAUGCCUUUGUCCAAGGCGUCGUCAUUUUGACCCAACGGGCACCGGCAUUGGCAUCCUGGUUGGCCGGAACCGAAGCGGUCGCACUCAAGUGCGAUUUACGAAAACGACAACUCGUCAUGGAAACCGACAUUGAUACACAAUAUCUAGUGGCACGCCUCGAUGAUGUCCAGCGCAUGGAAGGAGCCGCAUUUGAAGAAGGCAAGGAUGCAUUGAAUGGAUUGCAUUUUGUCAGUGUCCAAAAGGACGAUGAAAGUGAUCCCGCAGGAUUCUGGUUGUUACGAGAAAUUCCAACUGGAAUAUAAUAUAAUAGAUAUCAUGCAAACAAACAAAAAUACAGUACUUAGCAAAAGGCUGUAUAUUCAUUCAUGCACGAGGAUUGGAGGAAGGAAGAAACGACGUCUUCGAUGUUGCGUGAGUAAGAAAGACAAAUAUUUUUAUAGCUGAGCAGCACCGCAAUGUGUUUACUACAUGUAUAUGUUGUCAAUGUCAACUGCCGACCAGAGCAACGGAUUCAUUGGAUUGCUGGUUGUCUUCGUUCAUGUGUUUAUUGGCAUGAAAGGGAGGUAGCUUGAAGACGGCAACGUACAAGACCGAAAAGAGUGUGAUUCCAAACAACCAUGCCAUAAAGGCCAUGAUGGUGUAGUCCUUGGUAUCGACACAACAGUUGACGUAGGGGAUGAACAACGUCCAGAUGGCCAUGACGACAAAAAGUGCCCAUCCCGUGACAUACGCAGGGACAUUGGUGGGGUUUCGGACCGAGUAUCCCGUGACAAUGGAAAUGGAAAGGAUGAGACCAGCCCAAAUCAUGUGCAUUUUGCGAAACACAUUUCGUUCUCGAUGCUCGCAUCGUUCAAUCACCAAAAUACCAUCCAUCAGGAGCAUCAAUGCCAAGACGGUCCGGGCGGAAUCGAGUGGCAAUCUGUGGCGGGAUUCCCAGUAGGCGGCAAAUCCAAUGGGAAAGUAGCACAUGAAGUGGAAUUCAUUGACCAGAGGACCAGGCGCAAAGGGAGUUCCAAAAAAGUAAGUCGAUCCAAUCAUUUGCGCCACAAAACCACCCAAUGAGGCUGUCAUCAAAAAGAGCCCCCCUGCUUUUAGCACGGCAAACGACCGUUCCGGAAUAUGACGGUCGGCAAAGGUAGCAUAGAUACUUCUGCUGGUACUAUUAAUACUUGUACUGGUGCUGUCAUUGCCACCACUACGUGACGUUGGAAUGGCAAGGGCUUUCAGACGAACAUACGUCAAUGCCAGCAUGGAUCCGCCAAUGGCACCGUAAAACAACGUGCCCGCGAGAUGCUCGCCAAAGUGCGCAAAUUCCUUUUGUUCAAACCAGCCCAUGAUUUCUACUGUUUCAAUGCACCCUCACUUAUUGAUAUUGCAAGAGCCAACUAUACUAGCUGGCUGCUCAACAUAGACUACUAGUAAGUUGAAUGGAUGGAGAGAAGCUCAGACCAAGACUAUACGAGUACAAUACGGUUGUAGUCGAAGCGUCGAAGCAAGCAAACAAAAAUGAGAC